Raphanus sativus (radish) is the source of this 927-nucleotide messenger RNA. RefSeq names its product DNA-directed RNA polymerases II and IV subunit 5A-like. NCBI's taxonomy places the organism in Eukaryota, Viridiplantae, Streptophyta, Magnoliopsida, Brassicales, Brassicaceae. Gene Ontology annotation, biological process: DNA-templated transcription. The coding region runs from base 190 to 810 and encodes 206 amino acids. Gene Ontology annotation, molecular function: DNA-directed RNA polymerase activity; DNA binding. Gene Ontology annotation, cellular component: RNA polymerase II, core complex; RNA polymerase I complex; RNA polymerase III complex. The transcript is spliced from 5 exons. The record is from RefSeq and is a predicted model, not a curated record.
CCAAAAAAUAAUGUUUAGGGAUGAAAUAACAAAUUUGGUAAUAGGUUGGGGACUAACUUGAUAUGCUGUAAAUAUUGUAUUUAGUAGUCACAGAGAAAAAUGGUUUGGAGAUUUUGAAGGAAAGCUUGAGAGCCGCUUCUCCUUCUCUCUCCGUAAAUCGCGUAUUGGCGGUUUUAUCUUUCAAUACAGAUGGGGCUAACGGAAGAAGAAAUCAGAAGACUUCACAGAAUCCAGAAGACGGUGAUGCAGAUGCUCAAGGACCGUGGCUACUUCGUCGCUGAUUCCGAGAUCACGAUGACCCUAUCACAGUUUGUUAGGAAGUAUGGUGACAACAUGAAAAGGGAUGAUCUUGUUACUCUCAGAGCUAAGAGAAACGAUAGCAGUGAUCAGCUGUAUAUCUUCUUCCCUGAAGAGUCGAAAGUGGGAGUGAACACAAUGAAAGUGUACACAAACCGGAUGAAGUCGGAGAAUGUUCACAGAGCAAUCCUGGUUGUGCAACAGAACCUCACUCCUUUUGCUCGUAAUUGCAUUAGUCAGAUCUCUUCUAUUUUCCAUUUGGAAGUUUUCCAGGAGGCAGAAAUGCUAGUGAACAUUAAAGAACAUGUACUUGUUCCGGAGCACCAAGUUCUGACCACUGAAGAGAAGAAAACUUUACUCGAGAGGUACACUGUCAAGGAGACACAGCUUCCAAGGAUUCAAGUGACUGAUCCAAUCGCAAGAUACUUUGGACUAAAACGUGGCCAAGUCAUCAAGAUCAUACGUCCCAGUGAAACCGCUGGUCGUUAUGUUACCUAUCGUUAUGUUGUAUAAUAAAGCUAAAAGUGCUUCUUGAUUUUGUGAAAGAUUAGAGAAUAAUUGUUUUGUUCCAAACUCUUGACAAUAUUCUUUGUUUUGUUUUUUUUAACACGCAACGUUCUUUUUUAACGA